GCGCGUUUCGGGAAGCCCAGUCCGCUUGCGCAGCGUCCAGUGCGAGCCAAUAGUGAGGGGCCCCAAGAGCGAGGCGUAGGGGCGGGGCUCGCGGCGGACACCGCCAUUUUGGUGGAAGAGAAACAAUAGAACUGAAAGCGGUGCGACCGGGCGGUGGCUGCAGAGUGACCUGGCCCAACAAGCUGAAGAGUGGAGACAACACGGACACACAGACAAACAGACGAACAGACGGAGGACGCGCUGGCCACUGGACCCCGCUGCCUCCCCCUUCUCUCUGCCUCCUGUGUGCAGAGGAUGAGCCCAGCCUUCAGGGCUAUGGACGUGGAGCCCCGCACCAAGGGCAUCCUGCUGGAGCCCUUUGUCCACCAAGUUGGGGGGCAUUCGUGCGUUCUCCGUUUGAACGAGACAACCCUUUGCAAGCCCCUGGUCCCAAGGGAACAUCAGUUCUACGAGACUCUGCCAGCUGAGAUGCGAAAAUUCACUCCCCAGUACAAAGCUGUUUUGAUAUUUGUUAGGUUUGCAGAUGAGUUUGGGGCCUCUGGCAACAUAGAGACUAAGGAACAGGGUGUGGUAUCUGUGCACUUUGAAGAAGAUGAAGACAGGAACUUGUGUUUAGUAGCAUAUCCAUUAAAAGGGGACCAUGGAACUGUGGACAUUGUAGACAAUUCAGACUGUGAACCAAAAAGUAAGCUUCUAAGGUGGACGAAUAAAAAACAUCACAUCCUAGAAACAGAAAAAACCCCCAAGGACUGGGUGCGCCAGCACCGGAAAGAGGAGAAGAUGAAGAGCCAUAAAUUAGAAGAAGAAUUUGAAUGGCUAAAGAAAUCUGAAGUCUUAUACUACAGUGUAGAAAAAAAGGGAAAUAUAAGUUCCCAGCUUAAACACUAUAACCCUUGGAGCAUGAAAUGUCACCAGCAGCAGUUACAGAGAAUGAAGGACAAUGCCAAGCAUCGGAACCAAUACAAAUUCAUCUUACUAGAGAACCUGACUUCCCACUACGAAGUACCAUGUGUCCUGGACCUGAAGAUGGGCACACGCCAGCAUGGUGAUGAUGCUUCAGAAGAGAAAGCAGCCAACCAAAUCCGAAAAUGUCAGCAGAGCACAUCUGCAGUCAUAGGUGUGCGUGUGUGUGGCAUGCAGGUGUACCAGGCGGGCACAGGGCAGCUCAUGUUCAUGAACAAGUACCACGGGAGGAAGCUGUCGGUGCAGGGCUUCAAGGAGGCGCUCUUCCAAUUCUUCCACAAUGGGCGGUACCUGCGCCGGGAGCUCCUGAGCCCCGUGCUCAAGAAGCUAGCUGAGCUUAAGGCAGUGCUGGAACGACAGGAGUCCUAUCGCUUCUACUCGAGCUCCCUGCUGGUGAUCUAUGAUGGCAAAGAGUGGCCUGAGGUGGCCCUGGACUCAGAUGCUGAGGACUUGGAGGACCUGUCAGAAGAGUCAGCCGAUGAGUCUGCUGGUGCCUAUGCCUACAAGCCCCUUGGCGCCAGCUCCGUGGACGUGCGCAUGAUCGACUUUGCCCAUACCACCUGCAGGCUGUAUGGCGAGGACAGUGUGGUGCACGAGGGCCAGGACGCUGGCUACAUCUUUGGCCUCCAGAGCCUGAUAGACAUUGUCACAGAGAUCAGCGAGGAGAGUGGGGAGUGAGCUUGCUAGCUGCUCCAGGAUCUGAGAGACAUUGUAUCCCAGGCACAGCUGUGCUGCAUCAGGGAGGAGGUCAGGAUGGCCAGGUGAUGGCCCCUGCAGCUUGGAGCUGAUGCACAGUGGCCUUUGUGAGCCCCAGCCUGAGCCAGCCCCAUCUGUGCUCAGAAUCUAUUUAUUUUAACUAUUUCUUCAACAUUCCAAAUUUAAUGAUGCAGAUACCUCUUUCUUUCCUGAGUGUAAAUGUUCUAAUACAGAUUUUUUUGUUUAUUGUA
This is a messenger RNA of Heterocephalus glaber (naked mole-rat), 1910 nucleotides long. It is a transcript of the gene Ip6k2, whose product is annotated as inositol hexakisphosphate kinase 2. Gene Ontology annotation, cellular component: cytoplasm; nucleus. Gene Ontology annotation, molecular function: inositol hexakisphosphate kinase activity. NCBI's taxonomy places the organism in Eukaryota, Metazoa, Chordata, Mammalia, Rodentia, Bathyergidae. The record is from RefSeq and is a predicted model, not a curated record. Gene Ontology annotation, biological process: phosphatidylinositol phosphate biosynthetic process; inositol phosphate biosynthetic process.